AUGGAGAAAUACUUAGAGACAGACUUGUGUGUGCGGGUGUGUCUAAGAGUAUUAACUUUUAUCUCUGGCGACAGUGAGGGAUGAAAGAAUUGAAUGGUUUGAAAUGGAGUGGAAGUAAGGGGUAGCAUCAGUGAAGGAAGAGAAAGAGGCAGAAAGAGAUAGAUAGAGAUUUAUGGUUCUGGUAACGCACACAUUACUCUCUCUCUCACACACACGCACUCGUAUAUAUAUGAACAGAGAUGAAAACUAACAGGUCAUUUUCUUCCCACCAAUCAGUUUGUGGAUUCUGCAAAAAGUUUGUAAAUACAGUUCACAGAUGAAAGUAAAGAAAUUAAUAAUGCUCAUAUUUAAGAACAUUUGAUAUAGAAAUUCUAAUCAACUUUGUUUACAAAAGAUCUUAAAAGAAAUAAAAGGAAAACUACUAUUUGUUAAGAUUACUCACUUCAUUCCGUCUACCACCAUGUUACUGCUAUCAUUUUCAAGUAUGUUAGUCUUCAUAUUACUCCAUUUUACAAACACUCAUGCCACAAUAUGGGAUGUAAAAGCUUGUUAUCCUCAGGUUAACCGCACUUCAGUUUACAUUAUUUUUAACAAGGGACAAAAGAAGGCAAUAGCAGCUUCAAAGGAUCCCAGAUGCUUUGAAACAACAUUUAAAUUAGGUAUUGCAGAAAAGCCAAGAUAUAUUCAGCUUCCUCACCCUAUGGUCUAUGAGGCGUUUGUUCAAAAUCACUAUCUUCAAGAAAUGUAUGUUGCUAAAUGCCAGGCAAAUUGUUCAACAGCUCAUCCUGAAUUAAAAAAAUGGGUACACUGGAACAUGGCAGUUAUACACAGUAAGUUGUAUGACAAUUAUGAUGAGUCUUUUGAAAUAAAGCCUUAUGGUAAAAACUUUAUAAAGUUUAGAGCAAAUUCUAAAACAACAAAUGUAUCAUUCUUUCUUCCAAUGGAAAUGAAUACAAAGUCAAGAAUAGAAUUAUUGACAACAAAAAAAUUUUGGCUGGACAAGACUAUCAAACUGAAGAACAUGGAAACUUCCAAAAUAUAUUCCUGUAGUUAUCUUCUUAAACAAAGUAAUCCUUACCAUGAGUGUUCAUUGAGAAACGAUCUUGAGUGGAAAAUAGAACUAAGCUCUCUAUCCAAACUAAUUAAAAAUAUAGAAGAAAUAAAGAUAUUUGUUGGAGUGACUGGCAGUGGAACAAAUUCUUCACAAAGUCUAACAUUCAAAAAGUUAGCUUAUCUCCCGACAUUCUCUGCUUUUACUAAUAUAGGUAAAAUAGGCAUUGGUGAGGCUGAAAUAUACUUUAAAGACAGUAGCAAAUCUUUUGACAUAUCCAAAAUUGUCUUGACAAAAAUACUUACUGAAGAAGAAUACGGUUGUGUCAGCAUACAUAAGACAAUCCCAGCUAAAUAUUCAUGUAAACUACAGAAAAGCAAAAAUUGGCUGUUGAAAGUUAUUUCUCCUGAAGAACAUGAACGAAAUUUCGAUGUGGAAAUAAUUCAAGACACACUAUCUUCUUUCAUGAGAAAUUUACAAUGGAAUUAUGUAUUUCCAUAUGGAAAUACUUAUAUCAAAUAUUUUAAUCUGAAGACAUAUGAGAAAAAUGAAAUCAUGAAAUUGAAAUUCCACUUUUUGGAUAAAUUUCUGAGAAUCAAUGAAAUAAGUUUGAUCAGUAAUUACUCGGAGUAUAAAUUCAAAACAAAUGUAGAAAGAAAAUUUCAGAAUUACUUGGUGACAGAAUAUACUCGAAUAACAAAAGAGAAAAUACUUGGGAAUGAAACAAAUCUCUCCAUAAAAAUAGUUAUUGGCCUCUUUGCAGUCCUCACGUCAUUUUUGAUCAUCAUCAUCAUCAUUCUCUGUAUAAGAUAUAAUAUACUCAAAAACAAAAGCAGUAAAGAUUACAUGCCAACACAUCAAGCCUGUCAAGUCAACCAAGUCAAUCAAGCUGAUCAAGUUGAUGAAAUCAAUCAAGCUGAUCAAGUUGAUGAAAUCAAUCAAGAUUAUGAAGUCUAUGAAACCUUGCCCGAAGAGAAUAUCCGGUGUGCCGUGCAAAAUUCUGACUCAGUUUAUGACAAACAAAUUGGAUUAGAAUUAUCCUCUCGACAACAAAACCCUGAGGGUCCAUAUGAAAAUGAAAAUCCAGGAUCAGCGUAUUACAUCAUAGGAAAUCGAUGACAUUGAUGAAAAAAUAGAGCUAUAGGUGGAAACCCCUCCUCAGCUCAUUGAUAAUCCUGAUAUUGAACAACUUUGCAUACAACUAAUCACAUACACACACAUACACAGUCAUAAAUGACAGAGAAAUAGUUUGAUGAAAUUUUACUUAGCAAUAAGAAGACUUCUAAUAACUUACAUGCUUUCAUCAAUGCAAAAUGUAAAAAAUCCUACAAAAUAGUGCUUUUUUUAUGAGUACUACUGGAUUACUUGAAUCCAUGUAUU
Messenger RNA from Octopus bimaculoides (California two-spot octopus), 2431 nucleotides. RefSeq lists its product as uncharacterized. Lineage: Eukaryota; Metazoa; Mollusca; Cephalopoda; Octopoda; Octopodidae. The record is from RefSeq and is a predicted model, not a curated record.